Molecule: messenger RNA, 1402 nt
Organism: Eubalaena glacialis (North Atlantic right whale)
Lineage: Eukaryota; Metazoa; Chordata; Mammalia; Artiodactyla; Balaenidae
Gene: MTHFD2L
Product: methylenetetrahydrofolate dehydrogenase (NADP+ dependent) 2 like
Exons: 8
Coding region: 307-1350 (347 amino acids)
Biological process (GO): tetrahydrofolate interconversion
Cellular component (GO): mitochondrion
Molecular function (GO): methenyltetrahydrofolate cyclohydrolase activity; methylenetetrahydrofolate dehydrogenase (NADP+) activity; methylenetetrahydrofolate dehydrogenase (NAD+) activity
Source: RefSeq, a predicted model, not a curated record
GGUGAGAAGCCCAGUUGCCGCCAGGCCACAUCGCAAACCAAGAGUCUCUACACGCACCUGCCAGUACUCUUCCCAGCUUAGGGUUUGGGUCCCGGCCCCUCCCCGUGACGGUCCAGGGGUUCCUUCGGCCCCGCCUCCGGCCCUCACUCGGCUCCUGGCCCCACCCGUGCGUGGUGCCCUCGGGAACCCUCGGCUGGAGGGAUUCGCUCUCCCGCCGAGCCCGGUCGGGGCAGAGCCCGGCCUGCAGCUGCGAGGACCGGAGCGGCGGGAGGUGGCGCCUCUGUCCUGGAGCCGGGAUUCGCGGCCAUGACAGUGUCGGCCCGCGCCUUCUGGCUGCUCCGCGGCCGCCUGGGCCGAGUGUCGGCGCUGGGCCGGAGCGCGGUGUCGCUCUUGGCGGCGCCGGGAACGGCCGGGCGCGCGUUCCGGGGCUUUCGGAGCAGCGGCUUGAGACAUGAUGCAAUUAUUAUCUCGGGAACUGAAAUGGCCAAACAAAUCCAGAAAGAAAUACAGCGAGGUGUGGAAUCUUGGAUUUCCCUUGGGAAUGGAAGACCUCACCUCAGUAUCAUUUUAGUGGGUGAUAACCCAGCAAGCCACACAUACGUCAGGAAGAAGGUCAAAGCCGCUGCUGCUGUAGGUAUCUGUAGUGAGAUCAUUCUAAAACCUAAGGAUGUUUCUCAGGAAGAACUUUUGGAUAUAACCGAUCAAUUGAACAUGGACCCAAGAGUCAGUGGUAUAUUAGUUCAGUUGCCACUGCCAGACCAUGUGGAUGAACGGACAGUAUGCAAUGGAAUUGCCCCGGAAAAAGACGUAGAUGGAUUUCAUAUUAUUAACAUUGGAAGACUAUGCCUGGAUCAGCAUUCUCUCAUACCUGCCACUGCUAGUGCUGUUUGGGAAAUUAUCCAACGAACAGGAAUUGAAACAUUUGGAAAAAAUGUGGUUGUGGCUGGAAGAUCCAAGAAUGCAGGGAUGCCCAUCGCCAUGCUUUUGCACACUGAUGGAGAGCACGAACGGCCAGGAGGUGAUGCAACUGUGACAAUAGCUCACAGAUAUACUCCCAAAGAACAACUGAAGAUCCAUACUCUGCUGGCAGAUGUUAUCGUAGUAGCUGCAGGUAUCCCAAAGUUGAUUACAUCUGAUAUGGUUAAAGAAGGUGCUGCUGUAAUUGAUGUGGGUAUCAACUAUGUCCAUGACCCAAUGACAGGAAAGACAAAAUUAGUUGGAGACGUGGACUUUGAAGCUGUUAAGAAGAAGGCUAGCUUUAUCACUCCAGUUCCAGGAGGCGUGGGACCCAUGACAGUGGCAAUGCUUCUCAAGAACACCCUUCUGGCAGCUAAAAAAAUCAUUUACUAGAUCACAUGAAAGAAUAAAGCAAACUGAAGUCAUGCUACGUAUCUAUUUGACA